Molecule: messenger RNA, 1017 nt
Organism: Coniophora puteana RWD-64-598 SS2
Lineage: Eukaryota; Fungi; Basidiomycota; Agaricomycetes; Boletales; Coniophoraceae
Product: NAD(P)-binding protein
Exons: 1
Coding region: 1-1017 (338 amino acids)
Source: RefSeq, a predicted model, not a curated record
AUGAGGGGUCGUGUGAGUGCUUCACUUUCCUUCGCCGAACUUCUGUGCGAACCACUCAUCAUUUUGCAGGUAGCUGUCGUGACUGGCGCAACCGUUGGUAUUGGCUUCGAAGUCUCGAAAGCGCUCGCGCUCGCUAAGGCGCGCGUGCUCCUGCUCUCGCGCAAGGCUGAGCACGGCGACGACGCCAUAUCCAAGAUCAAGGAAGAAGCUCCCGACGCCGACGUGCACUUCAUCGAGUGCGACCUCGGCAACCUGCGCAAUGUCAAAGACGUAGGCGACAGAAUCUGCGCCGAGCAGAAGCGGCUCGACAUCGUCAUCGCGGACGCCGGCGUCGGCGUGAACAGAUUUGGUCUCUCCAGCGACAACAUCGAUCGGCACUUCGCCGUCAACCACCUCGGCCACUUCCUGCUCAUCAACCGCCUCCUCCCGCUCGUGCGCAAGACGUCCAAGACGCAGGACUCUGGCGCCCCCGGGCCGGUGCACCCACGCAUCGUCACCGUCUCGUCGGAGCUGUACAAGGCCGCGCCGUCGGACACGGCGUUCGCGUCCGAGGACGAAGUCUCCGAAGCCGGCUCAGCCAGCCUGAGUGCGAUCGCGCUGUACGGCCGCUCGAAGCUCGCGAACAUCCUCUUCACGCGGUACACGCUUGUCGAGCGCGCGAUCCGCCCCACGGGCGACGCGAUCUACGCGCUCGCGGUGCACCCGGGCGCGGUGCACACGGGGCAGCAGGACCAGUUCAAGGAGGCGUACGGCGCGCUGUUUGGCACCGUUGCCAAGGCGGUGUCUGUCCCGUUCAUGCGGAACCCGGAGCAGGGGAGUUUGUGUGCGCUGUGGGCGGCGACGAGCGAUGCGAUCGACAAGAAUGUGCAGCAGGGGUAUUAUUUUACGGAUCCGGGUGUGCCGGGGCAGUUGAACUCGCAGGCGGAUGAUGAGAAGCUGGGGGAGAACUUGUAUCAUCUUAGCGAGAGGUUGGUUAGGGAGAAACUGGGUCCGGAUGCAUUGAAUUCCUGGACGUAG